GCGGUGGAGAUCUCUAUGAUCCUCCGAGUGCAAGCGCUCUACGGCGGCAACCGCAUCGUCCUCAUGAUUCUAAUGUUGCUCCUCUUCGGGGAGGCGAUUACUUUUGGUGUCGUCGCAGCAAUGGGGUUCGUUGUCGCUAUCCCUGGUCUCAUACCCUUUCCUGCGGGUUCACCGAUUCGAGGGUGUGUCAUGUCCGCCGAUACAACGUUUUUCAUGCAAUGCUGGGUUCCAACUCUGAUAUUCGAGUUCAUCCUGUUCGCGUUGAUGGCCUAUAAGUGCCUGAGAAACGCGUACGGUAGAAAAACGCCCCUUCAUGUGAAGUUCUUCAAGGACGGUACCGUGUAUUUCGCCUUGAUGUUUGUUGCGCUUCUGUUCUAUACGAUCUCCUGGCACAUUCCCGGAUUGAGAUUGACCGGCGGCGCUCUGG
This is a messenger RNA of Gloeophyllum trabeum ATCC 11539, 427 nucleotides long. RefSeq lists its product as uncharacterized. The annotation marks the transcript as partial. The record is from RefSeq and is a predicted model, not a curated record. The transcript is spliced from 6 exons. NCBI's taxonomy places the organism in Eukaryota, Fungi, Basidiomycota, Agaricomycetes, Gloeophyllales, Gloeophyllaceae.